Molecule: messenger RNA, 2506 nt
Organism: Thecamonas trahens ATCC 50062
Lineage: Eukaryota; Apusomonadida; Apusomonadidae
Product: PpsA5
Exons: 2
Coding region: 26-2026 (666 amino acids)
Biological process (GO): pyruvate metabolic process; phosphorylation
Molecular function (GO): ATP binding; pyruvate, water dikinase activity
Source: RefSeq, a predicted model, not a curated record
CACAUCGGUUCCAAACUUCCCCAUCAUGACAUCCAACCCCCCGCUCAUCUCGUGGUUCAAGGACCUUACCAUUGCCGACGUCCCACUUGUGGGUGGCAAGAAUGCUUCGCUGGGAGAAAUGUACCGCGAGCUGUCGUCGAAGGGCGUGGUUGUGCCCAACGGCUUUGCCAUCACUGCCUAUGCCUACCGCUGCCUGUUGGCGGCCAACCCCGAGUCGACCGCCAAGCUCAACUCGCUGCUGGAAGAGCUCGACAUCCACGACAUGGAUGUGCUAGCUUCCAGUGGUAAGGCCAUCCGGCAGCUGAUCAAAGAUAUGGAGUUUCCCCAUGAUCUCACCGCUGCCAUCAAAGAUGCGUACGCCGUCCUCUCGGCAGAGUACGAGGGUGCCGAGUCCGGCACCGACGUCGCGGUCCGAUCGUCGGCGACAGCCGAAGACCUGCCCAACGCCUCGUUUGCUGGCCAGCAGGAGACGUUCCUCAACAUUCACGGUGCCUCAGAGCUUCUCCAUGCAUGCCGCCGUUGCUUUGCCUCGCUCUACACCAACCGCGCCAUUGUUUACCGCGUUGAGAACGGGUUCGACCACUCGCUUGUCGCGCUCUCGAUCGGCGUCCAAAAGAUGGUUCGCUCCGACCAGGCCGCGUCCGGCGUCAUGUUCUCCAUCGACACCGAGACUGCCUGCGAUGCCACCGUUCUCAUCACCGGUGCUUACGGCCUCGGCGAGAACGUUGUGCAGGGCGCCGUGAACCCGGACGAGUGGCUCGUCCACAAGCAACUUCUCCGCGACGGCUACGAGCCCAUCGUCCAGCGCAACGUCGGCGCCAAGAAGAUCAAAAUGGUGUACGCUCUUGACGCCGCUGCGCCUGUGCGCAACGUCGUUGUUCCCAAGUCGGAGCGUGUCAAGCUCUGUCUCGACGACGCCGACGUUCUUGCCCUUGCCCGCAUGGCCGUCGCCAUCGAGGAUCAUUACUCUGCCAAGGCCGGCUGCCGCCGCCCGAUGGACAUCGAGUGGGCCAAGGACGGGCCGACUGGUAAGCUUUUUGUCGUCCAAGCCCGCCCCGAGACGGUCCACUCGCAGCGGAGCGUGACUAAGAUCGUGACCCACUCGCUGGUUGGCAACGACGUCGCGCCAAGCGACGUGCUCACUCGCGGCGCGCCGGUCGGUGACGCCAUCGGCUCCGGCACCGCCAAGAUUCUCAGAUCGGCGUCGCAGCUUGCCGAGUUCAAGCCUGGCGAUGUGCUAGUCACUGGCAUGACCGAUCCCGAUUGGGUCCCGGUCAUGAAGCUGGCGUCCGGCAUCGUGACGGCUCGUGGCGGGCGGACCUGCCACGCAGCCAUCAUCUCGCGCGAGAUGGGCAUUCCUUGCAUCGUUGGUACCGGCGAUGCGCUCACCGCCAUUCCCAAUGGCACAAGCGUCACUGUCUGCUGCACCGGCUCGAGCUACGCCGGUGCGGUGCUGUCCGGCAUCAAGGCGAGCUCGACCAGAGAGGUCGACAUCGGCGCGCUGCCUGCUCUUCCGUCGACAGCGACUCAGGUCAUGGUCAAUCUGGCCUCACCCUCACUCGCUCUCGCCAGCGCGUUCCUUCCAGUUGCUGGCGUCGGCCUUGCCCGCGAAGAGUUCAUCAUCGCCAACCACAUCCGCGUCCAUCCGCUCGCUCUCAUCGGCUUUCCGCACAACAAGGCUGGUGCCGACCCGGACACCGCCGAUGCCGUCGCCGCGUUGCUCGGUUCGCGGUACGCAGACUGCCCCGAGGCCUUUUCGUCGACAAGCUGGCCGAAGGCGCUGGGCUCAUUGCCGCUGCUUUCUACCCGCGCAAGGUUAUCCUCCGCCUCUCCGACUUUAAGUCGAACGAGUACAAGGGCCUCAUCGGCGGCAUGCUCUACGAGCCGGUCGAGGAGAACCCGAUGCUUGGCCUCCGCGGCGCGUCGCGGUACUACGACCCGAGCUACCGCCCGGCGUUUGAGCUGGAGUGCGCUGCUAUCGCCAAGCUGCGCGACGUCAUGGGCUUCACAAACGUCGAGGUCAUGAUCCCGUUCUGCCGGACCCCGGCCGAGCUCACCCGCGUCCUCGACGUCAUGGCCGACGCCGGUCUCGUCCGCGGCGUCAACGGCCUGCGGGUCAUCAUGAUGUGCGAGAUCCCGGCCAACGUCCUCCUUGCCGAUGAGUUCCUCGCCCACUGCGACGGCAUGAGCAUCGGCUCCAACGACCUCACACAGCUCACGCUCGGCGUCGACCGCGACUCUGAGCGAGUCUCGCACAUCUUUGACGAGUCGAGCCCGGCUGUGCUCAAGAUGAUCGCCAUGGCCAUCGAUGCCUGCAACGCUGCAGGAAAGUACAUCGGCCUCUGUGGACAGGGUGCCUCGGACUCGAUGCCUUUUGUCCUCAAGCUUGUUGACCUCGGCAUCGGUUCGGUCUCGGUCUCGGCCGACUGUGCCGUCGACGUCAUCCGCACCAUCGCCAGCCACCUCGGUCACUCUGCAUAAGUCGUAAAAGGCAGCAAUCAGCCAC